This is a messenger RNA of Somion occarium, 1204 nucleotides long. The record is from the annotation of a GenBank genome assembly. NCBI's taxonomy places the organism in Eukaryota, Fungi, Basidiomycota, Agaricomycetes, Polyporales, Cerrenaceae.
GUGCUCGACUUCCAGGAGCGUCAUAUCCUUCUCCCACUCCUUCCAGAUGAGACGUUCUAUAGACGCAAUAUCCGUGCUGUCCAACGAUGACCUUGCAGACUAUGAUGUGAUAUCUGACGGUAUUCGCUCUUUGGAAUCCAGUAUUGCCGAUCUUGGAAUUGUCGAUAGAAAAGCCAACGAUGAGAAUCACGAGCCGGGGCCAUCACAAGGAGCCAAAAAUAUAUACAUGACGCCUGGCUUGACUGUAGAAGAGAUUCAGGCAUACGUUCAGAAGGCCAUGGGAACAACAGGCCUUAGUCUGACACGCAACAAUGAUGUCUCAAGACCUGUAAGAGUAUACGUUGACGGACAUUUCGACGGUUUCAAUACUGCACAUGCACUUCAACUGCGACAAGCAAAGCUGUCAUUUCCAUCAGUGUGCGUGAUAGUCGGUGUUCACUCUGACGAUAUCUGCCGGGAAAACGGGUACCAGACUUCUGUACCGCACCUUGAGAGAUGUGAGUUGAUGCGACAUUGUCGAUGGGUCGAUGAGGUGGCGCCAGAGGCACCGUGGAGACUGGAUGAGAGGUUCCUGCGGGCUCGGUGUAUCGACUACGUGGCCAUUGACGAAGGGACGUCCAUUGACCCUUCCUUUGAUAAGGAGAAAUUGAAGGGUUAUGAUCUGGUCAAGAAACUUCGCAAAGCUAUCCCGACGAGGCGAACCACAGGCAUAUGCGAACGGAAGUAUAACGCGACACCUGUUCAAACAACGUCACGAACGUCUGUAUCAUUUCCUUCAGCCAUAGGAAUACAUCCUUUCGAGGGCGGUAGUAAAGACAGCGAGAAAGUCGACAAGGACCAGGACGACCCAUUUCAAGAGCCGAGAGUAGAUGAAUUUGGAGCAGGGAAUGGGGUGUGAGUCGGACAUGGAAUGCAUAUCUUUCCCACCCUCGUUCGUAUGUAGAUAGGGAUGUCUUCUUCUGAUGUUUAAUGCUUGACAUUGUAUUUCGCCAGACACUAUUUCAAUCGCGACCGGGUCGAAUUUAGGUUCUGCGCGGAGGCAAUGAAAUCGGAGCGCCCGUCAGCACAACCGCCAAAUCUGGUAACUGUGGAUGUUUCAAUCGACUGCCACUCCACCCCUGUCGACACUGCAGGUCUUAUUGACAAAAAUAUUGUCUGUAAGCUCGCGUCGCACUCUUAAGAACAACGAAGUGAUGUCUUUUCC